AUGCGUAACAUAGCAUACUCAGUUGUGAUUUGGUGUAGAUGCUUUACUGUGAUCAUGUCGUUUUGGCAAAAAGGCGGACGGAUCUGGAAGUACCUUUGUAAUAGUAACGGAUCCCUGUGCUAUUUCUUAUUGUCUUCGGUUGUUUCAAUAUUAAAUUUAUUGGAAACUAAAUACUCCCACACACUCCGCUACAUUUUUGAUGUAUACUAUACCAAAAAACACGAGUGGAUCAAAGUUAAUGGUGAUGUUGGAAUUGUAGGAAUUUCUAAAUAUGCUGAACAGAAACUGGGUGACAUAGUGUACGUUGAGUUACCUACUAUUGGAGACAAGAUCAAUGUCGAUGAUCAAUGUGCCGUUGUCGAAUCAGUCAAAGCUGUUAGCGAAGUAUACUCUCCAGUGUCAGGUACCGUAAUCGAAGUCAAUCCAGAUGUUGAAAAAAAUACAAAAAUAAUCAAUCAGUCCCCUUUAGAUGAAGGCUGGCUUUUCAAGCUUCGUCUUUCAGACUUAUCACAAGUCAAGGACCUUUUAUCUGAAGAAAAUUAUGAUAAAUUUUUGACCUCUGAAUCUUGA
Schistosoma spindalis is the source of this 570-nucleotide messenger RNA. The record is from the annotation of a GenBank genome assembly. Lineage: Eukaryota; Metazoa; Platyhelminthes; Trematoda; Strigeidida; Schistosomatidae.